AGAAACUAAAAGACCAGUUGGUGACUAAUUUAAAAACGAAAGAUGCUACUUCUUUUUAUCACAUUUGGGAUUCGGGAGCCCGAGCUAGUGAUGAGAGCCUUACCCAAAUUUUUGGCAUGCGUGGUAAUACUACCAAUUAUUUAGGAGAAGUUAUCGAGACACCAAUUACCUCUUCAUUAUGA
Messenger RNA from Ambispora gerdemannii, 182 nucleotides. NCBI's taxonomy places the organism in Eukaryota, Fungi, Glomeromycota, Glomeromycetes, Archaeosporales, Ambisporaceae. The record is from the annotation of a GenBank genome assembly.